AUGCAGAAGAAAGUUUUAUAUGUAUGUUGUGGGUUAGCAGAGAAAGUGAGAGAAGAUAAUCAGAGUGGAAUGGGGGAAUGUAAAGUUGCAAUCUUGUUCCUUUGGGUCUUCUUUGCAUCGUGUAUCAGACUCAACGUUGAAGCAAGGCCAUCAUCAACCCUAGAAAGAGAAAUUGAAGCCAAAUUGAAGCAACUCAACAAGCCUGCUGUUAAAACCAUUAAGAGUGAAGAUGGAGAUAUUAUUGAUUGUGUCAACAUCUAUGAUCAACCUGCUUUUGAUCAUCCUGCCUUAAAAAAUCACACUAUCAAGAUGAUGCCUGAUUAUCUGUUAAAAUCCUCAAAUUCAAGCAAAGAAGAUAGUUCAGAAGCAGAAAUAUUUCAGACAUGGCAGAAAAGUGGAAGUUGUCCAAAAGGAACUAUUCCUAUUCGUAGAAUCCUAAAGGAAGACUUGCUUAGAGCUGCUUCUAUGGAUAGCUUCGGCCGAAAAUCGUCUCAACACUUGAACAAUUUGACAACAAUCCAAAAAAGUGAAUUUAUUCCAGAAAAUCGCUCGAGUACCAUAAUUAACGCAAUAGAAUUGAUGGAUGGUAUGGUGAUGCAGUCAGCAUAUCUUGUGACAUUGGGAUACAAUUAUAUUGGUGCACAAGCAGACAUCAACGUUUGGAAUCCAAGGGUUCCUGAGGCAAACGAGUUCACCACAGCUCAAAUCUGGUUGAAGAACGACAACCAUCCCUAUUUUGAAAGCGUCGAAUCAGGCUGGAUGGUGAAUCCCAAGCUAUAUCGUGACGGAGCCACUCGCUUUUUUGCCUACUGGACUAGGGAUUCAUAUAGGUCAACAGGUUGCUUUGAUCUUACUUGCUCAGGAUUUGUGCAAACAGGAGAUGUAGCGCUUGGUGCUACCAUAGAACCUAUAUCAUCCAUUAGAGGCCCACAGUAUGAAAUUAACGUUGGAAUAUUCUUGGAUCCAAACUCAGGAAAUUGGUAUCUGAAAGUGAAGAACAAUAUCCCAGUGGGUUAUUGGCCAGCUGAAAUAUUAGGUUCUUUGAGACACAGUGCGAUAUUGGUUGAAUGGGGGGGACAAGUGGCAAGCUCGAAUAUAAGAAAGAAAACCCCUCACACCAGAACACAAAUGGGUAGUGGAGAGUUCGCAAGUGGUCGAUUUAAGGAUGCAUGUUUCAUGCAUAAUAUAAGGAUUAUGGAUUAUUCGCUUCAACUAAAGUAUCCUGAACAUGUAACUGCAGUGGCUGAUGAACCCUAUUGUUACAGUUCCCUCAAUGACGUUAGAUAUGGGGUAGAGCCUGUCUUCUAUUUCGGAGGCCCCGGACAAAGGCCACCCUAUUGUCCUUGA
Messenger RNA from Sphenostylis stenocarpa, 1347 nucleotides. The record is from the annotation of a GenBank genome assembly. NCBI's taxonomy places the organism in Eukaryota, Viridiplantae, Streptophyta, Magnoliopsida, Fabales, Fabaceae.